This is a messenger RNA of Penicillium bovifimosum, 3087 nucleotides long. RefSeq names its product Ran GTPase-binding protein LOS1. Bases 1 to 3087 code for a protein of 1028 amino acids. Gene Ontology annotation, cellular component: nuclear matrix; cytoplasm; nuclear pore. The record is from RefSeq and is a predicted model, not a curated record. NCBI's taxonomy places the organism in Eukaryota, Fungi, Ascomycota, Eurotiomycetes, Eurotiales, Aspergillaceae. Gene Ontology annotation, molecular function: tRNA binding; small GTPase binding. The transcript has 2 exons. Gene Ontology annotation, biological process: tRNA re-export from nucleus.
AUGAUUGACCCAUUACAGGUAGCAAAUGCCAUUGAGAUCGCCUGGAAUCCGUCCUCCGACCAAACCCUAAAAUCACAAGCCUUCGACUACCUCAAUCAACUCCGCUCCGACCCCUCCGGAUGGCAGAUCUGCCUCUCCCUCUUCACCAAAACCCCACAACAGCCCGAGGUCGUACGGCAUGUCAGCUUGGAGAUCGUCAACAGCGCUGCACAGGUCGGGUUGAUCGACCCGGCCUCGCUCGGCGUUGUUCGAGAUAGCUUGCUGGGCUACAUCCGCCAGGCAUACGGACCAGAGGCCUCGGCCACCCCUGACCCUCCUUACAUUCAAAACAAAAUUGCACAAACCGUCACAUUCCUUUUCUCAUCCCUCUAUGCGAACGGCUGGGAGUCUUGCAUCGAUGACCUACUGAGUCUGACCAACAAAUCCGCGGGCCGUGACAACCAGCUCGGCGUUAUCUUUUACCUACGUGUGCUUAACUCGGUUCAUGAGGAAAUUGGCGAUGUCUUGGUUUCCAGGUCUCGGGGGGAGCAGGACAAAGCAAAUGCAUUGAAGGAUUUGAUUCGGGAGAGGGACAUGCAGAAAAUUGCCAACUCGUGGCAGGAGAUUCUGGCGGUGUGGCGGGAUAGCGAUGACACGAUCGUGGAGAUGUGCCUGAAGGCCGUUGGGAGCUGGGUCAGCUGGAUUGAUAUCAGUCUUGUCGUGAAUCAGACCAUGCUUGAUCUGUUAUUCCAGCAGCUCGGACGGGCGGAGAAGCAGGAGCUUCGCGAGGGGGAACAGCGAGUGCGUGAUGCGGCUAUUGAUGUCUUCACAGAGAUCAUUGGCAAGAAGAUGAAGCCUCAGGAUAAGAUCGAGAUGAUCGUUUUCUUGAACCUCGACACCAUCAUCACGCAGCUGUCUAACAGCCCUCCCCUGCGAGACAGCCGAUUCACAUUCAAGUAUGACACUGAUUUGGCAGAGACGGUGGCUAAGCUCGUCAACAAUACCGUUGUGGAUAUCGUGCGAGUAUUGGAUAACGACGCUGAUCCUAUCAAGGAGAAGGCCGAGAACUUGCUGCAGGUCUUCCUACCUCACAUCUUGCGAUUCUUCUCGGACGAAUACGACGAAGUUUGCUCGACCGUCAUUCCCUGCGUCAACGAUGUGCUUACCUACAUUCGGAAACUCGCCAAGGUGAACCCAUCUUUCGAAGAGCGAAACAAGGCCAUUCUCCUCCCGAUUUUGAAGGCGAUUAUUGCGAAAAUGCGGUACGACGAGACCUCGAACUGGGGCGAGGAGGACGAGCAGACGGACGAGGCCGAGUUCCAGGAGCUGCGGAAGAGACUGGGUGUGUUGCAGCAAAUCAUUGCCUCGGCCGACGAGCAGCUUUACAUCGAUGCAAUCUCCGACGUGGUGGCUACAACUUUCCAGAAUCUGCGGACAUCUGGUGGUCAGCUUGAUUGGCGUGACCUGGAUCUUGCGCUGCACGAGAUGUUCUUGUUUGGCGAUUUGGCUGUUAAGGGCGGCAGUCUAUACAUGAAGGGUGCUACGACUGGCAUGGCUGCGAACCGUCUCAUUGAAAUGAUGCUUGCAUUGGUGGAGUCCGAUAUCCGCUCCUUCACCCACCCGGCGACGCAACUCCAAUACAUGGAAAUUUGUGUUCGCUAUAGCUCUUUCUUCACCCACCACACCCACCUCAUCCCCGGAGUUCUGGAGAGCUUCCUUCAGCUUGUGCACCACCCUGUUCGAAAAGUCAAGACUCGUUCUUGGUAUCUGUUCCAGCGGCUAGCGAAACAGCUGCGUAGCCAAAUUGGCAACGUGGUGCAGACUGUUGUGGAGUCCUUGAGUGAUCUGUUGGUCAUUCACGCCGAGGUGCCCUCGGAGAACGACGAUGGCGAUGAGAUGUCUUCCGAAGACCACGAGGGCUCCGCGGACGCUAUUUUCAAUAGCCAGCUGUACCUAUUCGAAUCUGUUGGCAUCAUUUCGUCGACCCCCAGUGUGACCGCGGAUAAGCAGGUUCUCUACGCCCAGUCGGUGAUGAACCCUGUAUUCGCCGACAUGGAACGUAACCUCGAAGCCGCCAAGGCUAACGACGAGCGUGCACUUCUUCAAAUCCACCACGACAUCAUGGCCCUAGGAACACUUGCCCGUGGCUAUUCGGACUGGCAGCCGGGUACCAGCUCGCCUUCUACUCUCCCGGCACCAGAGGUUUCGGCAGCUUUCGCCCAGGUGGCUGAAGCUACCCUGGUUGCGCUGGAGUCCCUCAAGACCUCGUUCAACAUCCGAACCGCCGCUCGCUUUGCGUUCUCACGACUCAUCGGUGUUUUGGGUGCCGGAAUUCUCCCUCAGCUGCCGCGUUGGAUUGAUGGACUCCUGACCCAGACCUCGUCGCGGGACGAGAUGGCGCUCUUCCUCCGCCUUCUCGACCAGGUUAUCUUUGGCUUCAAGGGCGAGAUCUACAGCAUUCUCGAUACUCUCCUGACUCCAUUCUUGCAACGGGUCUUCUCUGGAAUUGCCGACCCAACCACUGGCACCGACGAUGAGAUCCAGCUUGCCGAGUUGAAGCGCGAGUACCUGAACUUCCUGCUAGCAGUUCUAAACAACGACCUGGGAAGCGUCAUCAUCAGCGAGAGGAACCAGCCUCUCUUCGAAACCGUCAUUACCACCAUCGAGCACUUCGCCAAGGACAUCGAUGACUUCACAACCGCCAAGAUGGCAUUCUCCGUGUUGAGCCGCAUGGCAGCCUGCUGGGGCGGACCCGACAUCGCCCCUGCGCCUACCAACGGCGCUGCAUCCACCCAAGCCGCACUCCCCGGCUUUAGCGGAUUCAUGAUUUCCCGCUUCUCCCCGCUCUGCUGGGCGCUCCCGACCACGGCUAACUUCAACUCCAAAGACGCGCAGGCCAAGCAGGUUCUCGCCGAGGCGGGCGGGUUGCAGCGUACCAUCUACUCCAAGACGGGCAUGGAAUACGCUCAGUACUUGCGGGGUCAGGAACUGCCCGGUAUGGGCAUGGGCAAUGAACUCAUCGAAGAGUUCCUGACUGCUUUGAACCAGUCGGACGUGAAAGGGUUCCGGCAAUUCUUCCCGUCAUUCAUCCAACGACUGAGCGCAUGA